AUGCACUUGAUCAGAAAAGGUUCUCUGACGUCAUGUGAGGAAGAACUGCGAGAGUUAAUGCGGCAAAUUGAUCUAAUGGUAUCUGCUAAGAAAGCAGAAUGGGAAACUCAUGUGCAUGCUGUUCAAAUACAACUGGACAAGAAAACCAAAGAGGUGGAAUUUGUUAAAGUCCAAUUGGAGCAGAAGUGUCAGGAGAUCGGUGGGCUUCAACAGAAAGUGGAUGAAAUGGACAUAACUCAAAGAGAUCUGGUGGCUGAGUAUGAAGAACAUGUUAUGCAUCUCAAACAAGAGGAAUACAGAGCCGAGAUGCAUGAGUUGGAAGGUGGAAAGAAAGCAAGAGAUGAUCGCAUCCGAGGGCUGGAGAGUCAGAAGAAAGCUUUGAUCGAGAAGAGUGAUUUGAUGCAGCAACAGUUACUAGGAUACCAAGCACAGCUGAACAAGAGAAGACAGAUGAUGGAAGACCUUGAGCGUGACCAUCAACAAGAGAUGGCUGCGCUGCAUUCCCAGCUUGGACGUGCUAAAGGUGAAUGUGACGAUUCUGAGGAUACUGUUCAGCAGUUGAAGAGUUCAUUAGAGGAAGCUCUUGCAUCCAAUAGAGAACAAGCCUCUGAUAUUGCCAAGGUGCAAGACGAACUCAGGAAGACACGAUCAUCUCUUCAGCGUCUUGAGGAAGAAAAUGCCCAUCUGCGGUUAGAACUACAAUCAAGAGAUGAUCUCAUAAGAGCAGCAGAGGACGACCAAAGGCAGCACUCAGAGGACAUGUCUAAAAUGGAAGAGAGUUUGAUAAUGAAAGAUGAGAUCAUCAGACAACUUGAAGAGGUGGGCAAGCGAACAGAAAAUAUUGAGGUCAGGAGACUGAAGGAAGAUCUCAGAACAAGCAGGAUGGAAAUACAGUCGCAUCUUGACGCCAGUCAAUAUCAGAAGGAUGAGCUGAGUCACCUUAAUCAAAAACUGGAAAAUAGCAAGAAUGAAAUUUCAAAGCUACAAGCUGAACUCUGCAGGAAGCAAGAAGAGGUGAAAUUCAUUCAGGACAACGACGUAAAACAGCUCCUUUUGGAAAAUUCAAAGAAUAAAAUAUCCUUCUUGCAGAUGCCUAGCAGCCUUCUUGUGGUUUAUGUCAAUUUGUUUAUUCUUAGGGACUCUGCAAUGGCAUCCAUUACGGAACGGGCUCAACGAAUGGAAAAAGAACUUCGAGAAACCGCAGCUAAACACGACAGAGCAGCUGCUGAACUACAGGUUACGAACGCGCAGCUAGAAGCUUUGCGAAUUGAAAACAGACAUUUGCGCGACACUGCACUUAAUGAUCAGUUAACGGAUUUAUCUGACCUUUACAGUGGCAAUCUGCAGCUCAUUGGCCAACUUGAGGACGAUAACAGAAACUUACGUACAGAGGUAGCCACGCUCCGCGAAGAGCUUACAACUUUGGAGGCUAAAUAUCAAGACAAGUAUCGGAACGCUUUGAAAAAGAAUCAAGAUGUACUGGCGGACAUCAAGGAUAACGAGUUCAGACGCCAUAGCGAGCUGCAGUCAGAGUCUGAGCGUAAAGUGGCAUCUUUAGAGGGUCGCCUUGAAGCUACGAUAAGAAAAUAUGAAACGCAACUACACAGUUUGCAAAUGGAAAACGAACGACUGAAAAGUGAGGCAUCGGAGCAUCGAGACAGUGGUGUACCACAUCCUUUAAUGUCCUCAACCAGCAAGGUCCUCCCUGAAUAUGUCCCUAGAAGGCCCGUUGAUUUAAGUCACACUAGCACCACAAGCGGUUACACAGACACCGAAGCGUUGACGUACGCUGACCUGACUGCAGGCCCAGGUCCUUCAGAUACCGAGCGUGCGGCCACCCCGGUUGGUGCCAGGCGAUCCUCUAUUACAUCGGAUUUCUUGGCGGAGGAAAAUCGGCGGGAGAAAGAACUGGAACGAAUUCUGGACAGACGAAUAGCAGACUUGAAAACAAACACAGAAUAUAUUCUACAGAAAUACACGUGACAGUGGAAGGCAUCGAGUCAUCAGGUAGCUGUUCUAGGCUUCAAGAACGAAAAAGGGAAAAAUUCUUGAGAUGAAUUUUUAGAAAUGAGAUGAGCAUCAAACGUUUUGAGUUUUCCAUGAAAAGGGAGUUACACGGAUUGAAUGAAGAAAAAGGAAAAAAAUCAGCGUUGUCUGGAUGUGUUUCAUGCACCGCUUUGGAGAUUCAAAAACGCUCACUUUCGAAAUGAAGUUGUGUGCAAAUUGUUUUGUUUUUCUUUUUCCUUCGUAAUAACCUAAUCCAUCGCAAGAUUAUCCCU
Messenger RNA from Pocillopora damicornis (cauliflower coral), 2279 nucleotides. RefSeq names its product centrosomal protein of 63 kDa. The record is from RefSeq and is a predicted model, not a curated record. Gene Ontology annotation, biological process: de novo centriole assembly involved in multi-ciliated epithelial cell differentiation; centriole replication. Lineage: Eukaryota; Metazoa; Cnidaria; Anthozoa; Scleractinia; Pocilloporidae. Gene Ontology annotation, cellular component: centriole.